AUAUGUUAGGUAAAGGGCCAGAGACUCUGUAUGCGGGGCAGAAGCUGAAUGAUAAUGAGUGGCACACAGUGAGAGUGGUCCGGCGAGGGAAGACCCUAAAACUGACCGUGGAUGAUGAUGUAGCAGAAGGUACCAUGGCGGGUGACCACACCCGUUUGGAAUUCCACAACAUUGAGACUGGCUCCAUGACAGAGAAGAGAUUUGCUUCGGCCGUACCCUCUAAGUUCAUCGGGCACCUCCAGAGUCUGAUGUUCAAUGGCUUACUUUACAUCGACCUGUGCAAGAACGGCGAUAUCGACUACUGUGAGCUGAAGGCACGGUUUGGCCUGCGUCCAAUCAUCGCAGACCCUGUCACAUUUAAGACCAAGGCCAGCUACCUUACCCUUUCCACCCUCCAGGCCUACACCUCCAUGCACCUCUUCUUCCAAUUCAAGACCAUCUCAUCCGACGGCUUCAUCUUAUUCAACAGCGGGGACGGCAAUGAUUUCAUCGCAGUGGAGCUGGUGAAGGGGUAGGAGCAGAGGCCAUGUUGGAUUAGGGAAA
Nanorana parkeri is the source of this 543-nucleotide messenger RNA. RefSeq names its product neurexin 3 (gene NRXN3). Bases 3 to 515 code for a protein of 170 amino acids. NCBI's taxonomy places the organism in Eukaryota, Metazoa, Chordata, Amphibia, Anura, Dicroglossidae. The transcript has 3 exons. The record is from RefSeq and is a predicted model, not a curated record.